Messenger RNA from Mucor velutinosus, 1311 nucleotides. RefSeq lists its product as uncharacterized. The transcript has 4 exons. Gene Ontology annotation, cellular component: COP9 signalosome; cytosol. The coding region runs from base 1 to 1311 and encodes 436 amino acids. The record is from RefSeq and is a predicted model, not a curated record. NCBI's taxonomy places the organism in Eukaryota, Fungi, Mucoromycota, Mucoromycetes, Mucorales, Mucoraceae.
AUGGAUAUUGAAACUAGGCUUCACGAUUGUAUCAGUCUUCCACAGCAAAAGGAGAAACUGGAUGCUUUUCGAAGCAUCUUGAACGACAUUUUGUCUUAUAGCAACCAAGAACAGCAACUCCAAGACUACAUUGAAGCUGUGUUGGAUGAACAAGUAGGCCUUGUUAUUGCUAGACAGCUUUUGGCAGAAUUCAUUGGAUUAUUCCAAGACAAAAUCACUGAUCGCAAGAUACAAAAGCAGCUGCUCUUGUUUGCUAUUGAACGUGCUCAGCCUCGUGCUGUUAGCUUUGAAGAGUCUUUGUCUCAAUUGCGAGAAAAGCUUGCCAGCGUUUAUGAAGACGAAGAUGAUUAUUUAGAAGCUGCAAAGACACUGCAAGGUAUUCCUUUGGAUUCAGGUCAUCGUGCUAUUUCAGACGAUUACAAGCUUCAAGUGUACAUUCGCAUUGUCAGGCUGUUGUUGGAAGAAGAUGAAGCUGUGCAAGCAGAAUCCUAUCUCAAUCGAGCUGCCUUGUUGAUCCCCAACUCCAACGAUCCACUGUUGAAUUUGACAUUCAAGUUAUCUCAAGCUCGUAUUUUGGAUGCCAAGCGUAGAUUUUUGGAGGCCUGUUCCAAAUACCACGAAUUGAGUUAUGUGAGCCAAGUGGAAGAGGAUGAACGUAUUCUUUGCCUGACGGCGGCUGUCCAAUGUGCAGUAUUGGCAGGUGCAGGACCCCAACGAUCUCGAAGCUUAGCAACAUUAUACAAGGACGAAAGAACACAUCACUUGCCAUCCUUCUCGAUACUGGAGAAGACAUACUUGGAGCGCGUGAUUCGACCCAACGAAGUUUCUGAAUUUGCAGCCUCACUCAAACCUCAUCAUUUAGCUCGUUUGGCAGAUAAUACCACUGUCUUUGAUCGCGCUAUGAUUGAGCACAACUUGUUAUCCGCGUCCAAGAUUUACAACAAUAUUGCAGUAAAGGAGUUGGCUGUUUUACUCAACGUCUCAUCAGAACAAGCAGAACAGGUGGCUUCACGCAUGAUUAGCGAGAAUCGCAUGGUGGGCAGCAUUGAUCAAUUGGAACAGUUGAUCUCAUUUGAAUCGGGUGGUGCGGCUCGUGAAGAAGCGUCUCCAGACGACAAUGCUAUUAGUGCUGCUGCUGCUGCUGCUAAUGGCACACAUCAAACCAAUUUGCGCGUAGAGCAGAGUAUGUUGGAGAUCAUGAAAUGGGAUACAGCUAUUCAAUCGCUUUGCCAAGAUUUGGAUCAAGUGAUUGGUAAAAUUCAGUCAAAGCAUUCGAAUUAUGUCGUUUCAAAUUUCAAUGCAAUGGCUUGA